Macrobrachium nipponense is the source of this 4697-nucleotide messenger RNA. RefSeq lists its product as uncharacterized. Bases 171 to 3899 code for a protein of 1242 amino acids. NCBI's taxonomy places the organism in Eukaryota, Metazoa, Arthropoda, Malacostraca, Decapoda, Palaemonidae. The transcript has 2 exons. The record is from RefSeq and is a predicted model, not a curated record.
UUUAGCGCAGUCGUUACUCAAGACGACUCCUCGGAAGGCUGGCGGACAUCUUGUGACGUCACACAGGUAGAGUCUCUGGUUUGCCAGGUUCCGUUCAGUAUGCGUUUGGAUCCUGUGUUGGCUGUGAGACUUUUUUGGGUUCUCGACGAUGUAGGAAAAUACGCGCGAGGAUGUGUCGCAUCGUCAAAUUGAUCUGUGGAGCUGUGCUGAUGAAUCUGUGGCUUGCUGUGUCCACCAGCAGUUUGACAGCAAGAAAUUUGAGUUCCAAUUCUCAUCUUCUUAUGAUUCUCAAUGGGACUUCAUCAACAUCACUUCAGUGGCUUAAAACCAACCAAAGUGGAAAUGAAUCCCAACCUGGAUACAAGAAUAGAGGAGUUAACCUAAUGAUCCAGAUUGAAGAUUCAUCACAGCAGAACAUUCCGAGAAACAUUGAAGAAUCAGGUACAGCUUAUGUUAGACAAAACGAAAAUUUCUCCAAAACACUGUCCAUUCUAGCACCUGAGGACAGACAGUUUUCUGUACAAAAUAACAACAGAUUCAGCUCAAAUAAUAACCAAAUAAUAAAUGGUGCUAACACCCAGAUUGUUGGAAACAGUCCGAACUCAGCCAUACAAAUGGUACAAAGUUAUGUUGAAAACAUGAUCAACAGGCAAGGUGGGGACCGUCCAGGUUAUAUCAUGAUAAACUCCCCUAACCCUGCCAUUAUUAGUCAGCUUACAGAAGUUCUUACUCAGCACUAUGGCACAUCCUCUGUUAUAAGGGAAUCUGGAGCAAUACAAAAUUUUCUCACCAACGCACCUAAUGCUGGAGUGAUGGGAACAGACACACAAGGCACAACCAAUUCACUUUUGUCUUCAAAUUCCAUGCCAGUGUUUCCUCACGCUCCUUACAAUUCCAGGAGGACGUCAAAUGUCUCCAGCGCACAAGCACGGCCCUCGCAUACAGAUUAUAUAACUCAGCAGCUGUCUGCUAUAGCAGAUAUCUCAGUGUCCUCUGGAACACUCAUUAAUGACACUCUCAGCCAUCAGUCAACUAAACAGUUCCAAACACCAGAAACUCCAGUCAUACAUUUCACAAAGGGAAACACACAAUAUCUAAAUACAAGCGACAUAAGCAAUGAGUUCCCUAACACAGUAAAUACAGAUCACAGCAAAGGUGAGAAUAAUCUUGAAGAAAAUGUCAUAAUUGAUGCAAAUCAUUCAUUCAAAGACUCCUCUUUAAACAAUUCUAAACUACACAUUGCAUCAGCUCCACCUGAAAACUCUCAUAGUGAGGAGUUUAACAAUUCCUUUAUGUACAACAUGAGUUAUUCAGCCAAUUUGACCAGUACAAACCGAAGCCAAAUAAAAAACAACAGCGAAAUAUACCCAUUAGGAGCUCCUUUCAGUACAACUGGUUAUGAGGACUAUUAUGAGGAGAUAGAUGGUGAGAUUGUUUUAAGCCCAACAAAAUUUAUGAGAAAAGCUGGACCUCUUCAUGUUGGUGACUUAAGUGAAUAUGAAUAUUACAGCCAUGAAGAUGAAGAUCAAAGUGAAAAUCAUCAAAUUGGAACCUCUUCCAAUAAAACAAAACAGGAUCUUACUAAAUGGACACAAGCUAAUAAUACGUCUCCUGAUGGAAAUAACGAAGAAACCUCCAAAGACAAAACUAUCAAUACAUUUACCCUCUUGAAUAAUGACCAAGUGAGCAAUAUCCAAGGUAAUUACACCACUCUUCAAUUCAGCAGUGAAACAACCCCAGUCCUCUCAAAUACAGAACAAGCAUACUAUAACAGUAAUGGACACAAAAGAGUAAGCAACGACACACUCUCAAGUUCUAGUUAUGAAGGCAAUCAAACAACCAAUUUACUAAAUGGUCAUUCUGGCUCACUAAACAUAUAUUCCCAAACUACACCUUCCACACAACUGCACUUCAUACAACAAAAGAAUAAUACUAAUUCAGAAAAACCUCAUGAUCAGACAAUACAAUCUGAUAACAGUUCUAUUGAUCUAGUAACCAUGGGAUUACCUUAUAAACAAUCUGGAAGUGCAUUAGAAACUAAUGUAAAUAAUAAUUACAGUCAAAAUAAGGUAGAGAGUCCUUCAAUGGAAUUCAGUGCCAACAAAGUGCUGGAUUAUCUGGUGAAAAUGAAUCACAAGGACUUGAAAGUGUUAGGCAUCUCAGAAAACAUGAAAGAUGUCGUAACCUACUUGAAUGCAAGAGAUGAUACAGAAGUAAAAAAUGUUACUUACAAGUCUGAUAGUUAUAGACUACAUAACUCCACACUUUCAAAUACAAAAGAUGAUCACACUCAAGUAAGACCUAACUUUAGCCCUGGACACUUUCGUCAAAGUGAUGUGAGCCAACAGCAGGUUCCCCCUAACUUUUUUCCCGUUCGGCCAUCACAACACAGUUCACUCCAUCAUCACGAACACGGUCACAACGCAGGAUCUCUUCCCGAGUUAACUGAAGAGCAGCAGCAGAUUAUAUCACGUCUUCCAGUCGGAAUGCAGCAUGUUGUGACAUCUAUAGUACAAGCAGUGCAAGUUCCCUUACAAACAACAACUACUCCUUCCUCUACAUCCCCUCAGUAUCCUGUUCCAUUUCCAUAUCCUUAUCCUUACCCAGCCUAUCCUUAUUACCCACCACUUGGCCACCCAUAUCCACCAUUUCAACCCCUAACAACUACUGGUCCUCCCCUCAAUAUACAUGGCAACAACCACCCACCUUCUCAAAAUAAUCAUCACAGCUUAAACAGCAACACCGGUAACCAUGCUCAUAACCAUCAUCACAUACACAACUCACACGUAAACCAUCAUGAUGAGCACGACAGUCAUCACGCUCAUUUGUUUAAUCAUUCAACACAUGAGAACCACGGGCAUCACGCUUCACAAGGACAUGAGGGUCAUCAUCCAACACAUAUUGAUCACAUAAACCAGCAAAACAGAAACCACCAAGGGUCUAAUACAAGUCAUAUCAAUCAUGGAGGCCAUAUUAAUAGGAUCACUCAGAGAUUUAAUAAUACUAGCGACACUAAUCAUGAUAUUACUCACUUUAAUAAUCCAAGUGAUGCCCAAAAUCAUCACUCUACAUUAUCUGCUAAUUCAUCAUCACCUGUUACAACUAAUCCCACAAUUUCUGAAACAAGCACUCCUCACAAUGUCCCAUCAUCUUAUUUUACCUUUGGACCAGCUGUUAAUCCCAUCAUUAGUCAGUCGAGAGUUGGUGAAGUUGAUGAAUCACCUCCAAAUGAAAAUAGAGACCGAAAUGGUCCUGUAUUCUAUGCUGCAGGAGUUCCAGGCAAUCAAAAUCAACGUCCCAGUAACGGACAGCGUUGCAGUCAAACAGGUAUGUCAGGAGGUUCCUGUCAUAAUAGGCUGAGUCUGGGUGGAUCACCUGCUUCUCCAGACAGAAACCAAGGUCUGUUACAAUUACGUCAAGAUGCUUCUCACAUGGGAAAUGGCCAACAAGCAAACUCAGGUAUAGUAAACUUCCGUCCCCCUGCUCAAAACAGUAUGCAAAUGGGAUCACCAGUCCUUAAUGUGGUCUUGCCGGAAAUAGCAACACCUUCGACCACCAGCGAACCUGGACCUCUUAUUGACCCUAAUCCUCCUGAAACUACAACAGAACAGCAAGUCAAUGAAGCUCCUAAUGCCAUGAAUCGCCAAGAAAUGAAUUCACUCUUACAGUCACUCUUUUCUUCCCCAACACUCUUGCUGCUUGGCAUUGUAUUCGCAACCAGCGCAGCAUACAUGGCAAUAGCCAUGGAGGAACAAGCAGCACAACAGAGGUUUCAACAAGCUCAAUUAGCUGCAGCUUUUGGAGGGCAGCCAUUCCCACCAGGACGUAAGCGGCGUAACAUUCACACUGACGAUUAUUUCUCAAAGAAUAGGUUUCCACUGAUCAACAAGAUUUUAUGAUAGCUCCAGCUUCCUUUUUGGUGAAAUGGUAGUAGUACAGUGCUGUUAAAUAAUCCUUAAAUUACACUGCUAAAAUAAUAAAACAAGAGAACUCCAUGAAUUCAAGGCUACAACUCAGGCACAAAAGCUUCAAGUUGAAAGAAAUCCAAUUACAAUAUUAAUGUGACAAAUUAGUGGAAUGCAUUACUUCAUCAACUGUUAAACCCAAGUUCUAACUCCUGGACAUUCAGAAUUGCUUAUGAGAACGCAAAAGUUUUUUUAUUCUAUUUGCAGUACAUGACAUCUGCAGCAGAACUGGGUACUACUAAUAUCUUUUCCUUUUACAAGAAUUCUGUAAAGAGGCUUACCAGGCUCUUCGAAAGUGAUGGGAUCCCAGGAGAGAGAAGACUUCCCAAGAAAAUUAAUCCUGUAGUUAUGAGAAGAACGAGUACGUAUAUGGAAUAAAGUAGUAAUCAUAAGAUUUGGGGUACUAAAAUUUAGUUAUGCCUCACACAUGACAGCAUGAUGAUUCAUUACCUGGAUAUGCUUGACAUAAUACCCUUUCUAUACAUGUAAAGUGCAUUUUUGGGCAUUAUUAAACCUCCUUUUGCUAGUUUUGUUUUAUUAAUUCCUGUGAUCUUCUACCAAGGCUGCUAGAAGCUCAAUCUUGCCAAAGGGACAACAGGAACUGGUUAACCUUAGAUCCAGCACAUCUUGUGAUUCACUCAGCCAGUGGAGAGAUGACUAUGAUUUCCAUCAAAUUUUAAAUCAUUCAAGAAAAUGACCUACUAAUUUUUAAUGUUUUAACUGCAUAAUGAU